Messenger RNA from Sciurus carolinensis (gray squirrel), 2927 nucleotides. RefSeq names its product corticotropin releasing hormone receptor 1 (gene Crhr1). Lineage: Eukaryota; Metazoa; Chordata; Mammalia; Rodentia; Sciuridae. Gene Ontology annotation, molecular function: G protein-coupled peptide receptor activity; corticotropin-releasing hormone receptor activity; corticotrophin-releasing factor receptor activity. The transcript has 13 exons. The record is from RefSeq and is a predicted model, not a curated record. Gene Ontology annotation, cellular component: plasma membrane; neuron projection. The coding region runs from base 306 to 1553 and encodes 415 amino acids. Gene Ontology annotation, biological process: cell surface receptor signaling pathway; adenylate cyclase-activating G protein-coupled receptor signaling pathway.
CCGAGGCGAGGAGCGGGCGGACCGCGAGGGAGGCGGGCUCCGGGCGGGCGAGAGGCGCCGGCCCGGGCUGAAUCGCAAAACGGCGGCCAGACUUGCCCGGGAAGGGCAAGCGAAAGCCCGCCGGGCCGGGCGGGCCGGGCCGGGCUGCGGGAUUGAGGAGCGCAAAGCUCGGUACCUCGGUGCCUGGUGGCGACAGAGGAGCCCAGCCGCCCACUCUGCGUCGCCCGAGACCGCAACCGCGGGCGGCCCCCCUGGGAUGUCCGAGGGACCCAGGCAUCCAGGACGGUAACGGAGCGAGCCCGAGGAUGGGACGGCGCCCGCAGCUCCGGCUGGUCAAGGCCCUUCUCCUCCUGGGGCUGAACCCUGUCUCCACCUCCCUCCAGGACCAGAACUGUGAGAACCUGUCCCUGGCCAGCAACAUCUCUGGGCUGCAGUGCAACGCUUCUGUGGACCUCAUUGGCACCUGCUGGCCCCGGAGCCCUGCAGGGCAGUUGGUGGUACGGCCCUGCCCUGCCUUCUUCUACGGUGUCCGCUACAACACCACAAACAGCGGCUACCGGGAGUGCCUGGCCAAUGGCAGCUGGGCCGCCCGCGUGAAUUACUCUGAGUGCCAGGAGAUCCUCAGUGAGGAGAAGAAGAGCAAGGUGCACUACCACAUCGCUGUCAUCAUCAACUACCUGGGCCACUGCAUCUCCCUGGCGGCCCUCCUGGUGGCCUUUGUCCUCUUUCUGCGGCUCAGGAGCAUCCGGUGCCUGAGAAACAUCAUCCACUGGAAUCUCAUCUCGGCCUUCAUCCUGCGCAACGCCACGUGGUUCGUGGUCCAGCUCACCAUGAGCCCCGAGGUCCACCAGAGCAACGUGGGCUGGUGCCGGUUGGUGACAGCUGCCUACAACUAUUUCCAUGUGACCAACUUCUUCUGGAUGUUCGGCGAGGGCUGCUACCUGCACACGGCCAUUGUGCUCACCUACUCCACCGACCGGCUGCGCAAGUGGAUGUUCAUCUGCAUUGGCUGGGGUGUACCUUUCCCCAUCAUUGUGGCCUGGGCCAUUGGGAAGCUGUACUACGACAAUGAGAAGUGCUGGUUUGGCAAAAGGCCUGGGGUUUACACCGACUACAUCUACCAGGGCCCCAUGAUCUUGGUCCUGUUGAUCAACUUCAUCUUCCUUUUCAACAUCGUCCGCAUCCUCAUGACCAAACUCCGGGCAUCCACCACAUCCGAGACCAUUCAGUACAGGAAGGCGGUGAAGGCCACUCUGGUGCUGCUGCCCCUGCUGGGCAUCACCUACAUGCUCUUCUUUGUCAACCCUGGGGAGGACGAGGUCUCCCGAGUCGUCUUCAUCUACUUCAACUCCUUCCUGGAAUCCUUCCAGGGCUUCUUCGUGUCUGUGUUCUACUGUUUCCUCAACAGCGAGGUCCGCUCUGCCAUCCGGAAGAGGUGGCACCGGUGGCAGGACAAGCACUCCAUCCGUGCCCGUGUGGCCCGUGCCAUGUCCAUCCCCACGUCCCCCACCCGCGUCAGCUUCCACAGCAUCAAGCAGUCCACGGCAGUCUGAGCUGCAGGCCUUGGCGCGGCCUCCGACGACCCUGUCUGUGGAGGCGACCGACCCCUUUCCACUCCCUCUCCACCCGGAGCUGCGCCCGGAGAGCCUGGGAGGACCCGUCCCCGAAGCAGUUGUUCUAGGCUUACGAGUGGACAGCAGCCUGUAGGCCUGGGCCGGGCCGGGCCCAGUUCUCCCUGAGGAAUGAAAUUGGAAUGGAACUGGGAAGCUGGAAAACCCUCAGCAGCACAUGGGGCUCCCCAAGAGUUGUCUUGUCUCAGCACAAAACGGCCACCCCACUGGAAAGCUGGGGUCCUCUGCAAAUCGGGGAGGCAUUCACCGCCCCAGGGCAUCAUGGGAAACUUAUGACAGCAUCCAUUCACCGUCAGGCCUCCAAGCAUUAGCCCACCACUGAGAACAAGGUCACGUUGUCUGGUCUGGAACCCUGGGUACAUUAUUAGAAAUUGGGUGACAUCAUCAGAUAGUGGGCCACAUCACUAGAAGUCAAUCCCAAGCCGCCAGAAUGUCAUUGGCACUGUGGCACUGCCAUCAAAAAUGCCCUGCCUUGCUGCCUUGCACCCUUGGACACUUAACUACCCAUGGGACGCUCCAGCUUCCCCUCACGUCCCCACCUACAGUACCCUGGUCCUGACUCCUGCCACUUGCUGCCUCUGGGAGUCUCCCAUCUGUGAGAAGUGGGGGCAGGAAGGCGGAUUGAGCGGCCUGUGAACAAGAGCCAGUGUGUGCCCCACGGAGGUCAGUCUCCCUUCGAGGCGGGAGAGAGGCCUUGGGGCCUGCAGCUGCCUCUGGGGCGGCUCAUCCACUAAGCAAAGGGAACAGGGCCCCUCUCCGCCUGAGGGCUCUGGAGCAACUGGCUCCUGGCAACUGGCUGGCAAACUGCUGCCCAGUGUGGACUGUACUGUCCCCCACAGCAGGGCCCCCACGUCUAGGGGGCUGGGCAGCUAGAGCAGGGAGGGGGCACGGGAGGCAGGGGUGCCGCUGCGUGUGGUUAAUGUAAAUAAUAAUAUUUAUCUUUUCAACCAGCAUUUGCAAAGGCCUGGACUCUGCCAGGGGUCAGGGAGAGGGUGCCGGAGAGGGUGCCUGAGAGGGUGGACACUGGGAAACCCCGCUAGCCACCCAGGACUGCUGGAGGGCCAGGGGUGGGGACUUGGAAGGAGAUGGAUCUGUCCUGGAUCGGGGAGGGAAGGGACCUGGAUCAGUAGUGUGGGGGAGGGCUGCCUUGGCAGGGGACAGCCAGUACAAAGUCACAGCCCACAGGCAUGGGUCCGCCCCAGGGAGGAGUGGAACUGAGAAGCAGGCAGCAGUUGGGAAGCUGGGGUGUGAGACUAAGGUGACCGAGGUGCCCAGAGUUUGCAGCACUGCGGGUGG